Pungitius pungitius (ninespine stickleback) is the source of this 1962-nucleotide messenger RNA. Its product is annotated as transcriptional coactivator YAP1-like. Gene Ontology annotation, biological process: hippo signaling; positive regulation of transcription by RNA polymerase II. The record is from RefSeq and is a predicted model, not a curated record. Gene Ontology annotation, molecular function: protein binding; transcription coactivator activity. The coding region runs from base 347 to 1510 and encodes 387 amino acids. Gene Ontology annotation, cellular component: nucleus; cytoplasm. The transcript has 9 exons. Lineage: Eukaryota; Metazoa; Chordata; Actinopteri; Perciformes; Gasterosteidae.
UGUGAAAAAAAAGUUUGGAGGUCUCGCUGCAAUCACUUUUCUCCAACUUAGUUUCCCAUACUUUGUGUGUGUGCGUGUGUGUUUCUGUGGGGAGGGAGGGGGGGUUCUUGUUUUUUUUUUCUCCACUUGAGACGACUUUUAGGUCAACGUGGGCACCGGGAAUCGGUGUCCGUCUGAGUGGUUUCCCGGCUGUGAUUUUUCCAGUUUAUUUCUCCUGCAGGAAUACUGGUAGCGAGAGAGAGAGAGAGAGAGAGGGGGGGGGGGGGUAGAGAGAGAGAGCGAGAGGGGGAAACGUCCCGGCUGCUUGAAGAUUUUUAUUUUCGACACCAAAAAAACUUUCGGCGACAUGGACGCGCACCGCGGCGCGCCUCCGGUCGGGCAGCAGAUCGUGCACGUCCGCGGGGACUCGCAGACGGAGCUGGAGGCCCUGUUCAGCGCCGUGAUGAACCCCAACAAGUCGGCCAGGCAGCCGUCCUCUCUGCCCAUGAGGAUGAGGAAGCUGCCGGACUCCUUCUUCAGGCAGCCGGACUCCCGAGGCCACUCCAGACAAGCCAGUUCGGAUGGAGGUGUGUGUGGCUCCCUGACUCCUCAACACGUCCGCGCCCAUUCUUCCCCUGCCUCCCUCCCAGUCAACUCGCUCUCCACUCAAACAGCGGAUGUGGCCGCAGCGACGAUCGUACCCGACGACAUGAAACUCCCCCACGGUUGGGAAAUGGCCAAAACGCCCACCGGCCAAAGAUACUUCCUCAACCACCUGGAUAAGACGACCACCUGGCACGACCCGCGACUGUCGCAGCUUCAGUCGGCUGCGGUUCAGCAUCCCAUCUCUGGCACGCCGGUCCACGCCCACUCGCUCAGCAACCCGGCCCCAACCACGCAACAACAGAACACCAACCCAGAGACAGGUCCACUGCCUGAAGGCUGGGAGAAGGCUGUGACUGCAGAUGGAGAGGUGUACUACAUCGAUCACAUAGAUAAGACCACCGCAUGGGUCGACCCGCGUCUAGCCCAGAAGAUGAAAUCUGGCAUCGUAGGCUUGGCACCGCAGCAAAGGCAGGAAAAGGAAAGGCUCCGAUGCAAACAAGGCCUCCCUCCGCAAAUCACUCAGGAGGCAGGAGGAAGGAACCAGAUGCCUGGUGGGAUGGACCAUGACAGGAAGGCACAGACGCUUGUCCCUCCCCUGGAUGUAAGGAUCAGAGGCUCCAACCACGAACCCACACUUAAUGGCGCUCACUCUCGCAACGAGAGCACUGACAGCGGUCUAAGUGUCAGCAGCUUACCCCGCUCAUCGGACCACAUGUUGAGCUCUGUGGAUCACAUGGACACUGGUGACUCCGGCGAGACCUCCUCGAUGACCGUGCAGGAGUCGAUGUCUGUGCUCCCCAUGUCGGAGGGGGAGGAGUUAAUGCCUUGCAUCCCGGAGAGUCUCACUUCCGACCUUCUGAUGGACAUGGAGACCGUUCUCUCCGGGUCGCACAUGGAUAGAGACAGCCUGCUCACCUGGCUAUAGACCAACCCGGCCGUGGCCCAAAAUAUGGUCUGACAUCAAAUCUCCAUGACAUAAAAUGUCAUGAAAUCUGGGGAAUCCUUGGCUUCGAUAGUGGUACAGAACAACGGCACUGAAAGAAUAUGCUACUUCUAGAUGAUGGAUCCCUCGCAGUACUCGCACCCUGAGGAAUAAGAAAAAACAGACUUUUGCGGACAGGUGGUAAGCUGCUGGCUUUCUCUUUUUGGGCUCUUACAGAUAUGCAUAAAGGAGUAUUUUCCCAACACUUUUUUAGUCAUUGACCUCCCCGAUGAUGCUCAACCAUGUCUCGGGUAAAGAGUACAGAUUUCUAUUAUUACCCCGUCGAGGGUAACAGUGUAUGCAGCCAACUUUUGAAAACAGUGACAGGUUGAUGAAGUCUGGAUGUGGCAGAUAAAUAAAUGUAAAAAAAAAGAAAAACUAGACAUGUUCACAAA